CUUCAACAACUUAUCAUUAAUAUCCCUUUACUUAAUUCAUCUUCUUCAACAAUUCUUCUUCUUCUUCUUCUUCAACAAUGUUUUCUUGUUGGGUCAUGCAAAACAGAUCUACUUUCUCAUCUUGGAAUUUUUAAAUCCUUGAAAAAUGGUGGUUAUUAGUUCACAAUCCAGUGGCAACAUGGAUGAUUCAACUGAAUCAAAUCAGUGAGCUUGAGGUUCAAAGUAAAGACGAAAAAACAGAAAGUGACGAGGUUCAAAGUGAUGAGUCUGGUUGUUGUUUUGACGUCAACAAAGCAGUGAAUUCAUUGGAAGACAUCACAUGUAUUGAUUUCAAAGAAAUGAACAUGGAUGGUAUAAUGAAAUACCAUUUCUUGAAUGUUGCUGUGGCUUUUAUUUUUUACAAUUGGUAUGCAAGUUUUUAUGGUUUUGCCGCAAGAAAACAUGUCGUAUUAAGGAGUAAAGUAAAUGGAGAAUUAACUCAACUGACUUUUGUUUGCUAUAGACAAAGCAUUGCCAAAGAGACUAAAUUUCCUUCAAUAAGUAGAAGACGUGUACCAAGAAGUUGCACCAGAUGUGGUUGUCCGGCUAAGUGUUGUGUUCACAUUGAUAAAAUAAUUGGUAGGUGGUUCUUCAAAUUGUUCAACAACACCCAUAACUAUGACAUGUUGGGUGAUCAAUUUAUGGGUAUGUUACCGGGUUAUAGAAAGAUGACAAAAUAUGACAUUUGGCGUAUGAACCACAUGAAGCAUGUUGGAAUAAAGACCAACCAUAUCUUCGGGUUGUUUGCUAGUGAAGCUGGGGUUUUGAAAAUGUUGGUUUUCGAAGGAAAGAUAUGUACAAUAUGCAAGGAAUGUUGCGCUUAACCUCUUCUACAAAUGCCAAAGCUGCAUGUGAAUAUCUUGAAAGUAUGCGUAUAAGUGACGAUAAUAUGUUUUGGAGGCAUGGGAUUGAUGAUAAUGGAAGACUUACACAUUUGUUUUGGUGUGACGGUGCUGCUCAAAGGGAUUAUAGUGUUUUUGGUAACGUAAUUGCUUUUGAUGCUACAUAUAAGAGGAACAAGUAUAUGUGCCCAUUAGUCACAUUUGUUUUGGUGUGACGGUGUUGCUCAAAGGGAUUACAAUAUUUUUGGUGACGUAGUUGCUUUUGAUGCUACAUAUAAGAGGAACAAGUAUAUGUGCCCAUUAGUUAUAUUAUAUGGGGUAAACCACCACAACAAAACUAUUGUUUUAUGUGUUGCAAUUGUUUGCGAUGAAACGGAACAAACAUAUGUGUGGUUGUUGAAACAACUUUUGGAAACAUUUCUUAAUUCUUAUAUAUGUUGUCACAUUUCUUAUA
Messenger RNA from Trifolium pratense (red clover), 1335 nucleotides. RefSeq names its product putative protein FAR1-RELATED SEQUENCE 10. The transcript has 3 exons. NCBI's taxonomy places the organism in Eukaryota, Viridiplantae, Streptophyta, Magnoliopsida, Fabales, Fabaceae. The coding region runs from base 183 to 863 and encodes 226 amino acids. The record is from RefSeq and is a predicted model, not a curated record.